This is a messenger RNA of Olea europaea var. sylvestris, 1472 nucleotides long. Its product is annotated as small subunit processome component 20 homolog. The record is from RefSeq and is a predicted model, not a curated record. NCBI's taxonomy places the organism in Eukaryota, Viridiplantae, Streptophyta, Magnoliopsida, Lamiales, Oleaceae. Gene Ontology annotation, cellular component: 90S preribosome; nucleolus; small-subunit processome. The transcript is spliced from 3 exons. The coding region runs from base 339 to 737 and encodes 132 amino acids.
UUAGUUGCCCAAAGUAUCACAUUCAAGACCGAUGUUCUGAAACUACUUUCACCUGUUACAGUUCGGUUCAUCUGCAGAAGCAUCUUACGCAGAAAGUGUUAAAUCACAUAGCUGCUGGCAUUGAACGCAAUCCAUCUGUGAAGCAGACUGAACUCAUUAUCUUUACGUAUGGCCUCAUUGAAGAUGGAAUUAAUAACGAGUAUAAUGAAUAUGAAAAUAGCUAUGUUCCAAAGGCAAGCAAACUAGAUAGGGUUGAGGAGUGCCGACGAAUAAGUAACUCAAAUCGAUUAUUUAGUCAUUUAAUCACGGCGUUUGCUCUUGGGUUGCUGCAGAAUUACAUGAAGAACCUAAAACUCAACAAAGAGGACGAAGACCUACUAUCGAUGCUGGACUCUUUUGUGAGUUUAUUGUGUAAAUGUUUGAGUUCAAAAUAUGAAAGCAUUACUUCUGCUGGAAUUAGGUGCCUGUCUCCACUAGUGAGGCUUCAUUUGCCAUCCCUUGAAUCCCAAGGAGACAAGAUAAAGACUUCAUUGUUGGCUAUUGCACAAGAUUUAGUGAAUGCUAACACUCAAUCAAUGGAGUCAUGUAUUAAGUUGUUGACAUUGCUUCUGCGUAGUACUAACAUUUCACUUUCAGCCGAUCAGCUGCAGAUGUUUAUCCAAGUUCUAUUGUUUGUUGAUCUUGAAAAAAAUGCCUCAUUUGUUGCCCUUUCACUGUUGAAGGCAGUUGUGCACUGAAAACUUGUACUUCCUGAGAUAUAUGAUCUUGUUGUGCGGAUUGCCAAUUUGAUGGUAACAAAUCAUCUGGAACCAAUUCGUAAGAAGUGCAGUCAAAUGUUACUACAAUUUUUGCUUGACUAUCGUCUUUCACAGAAGCACUUGCAACAACAUAUUGGCUUCUUGAUUGCAAAUUUGAGAUACAAGCAUUCAACUGGGAGAAAAGCCGUCCUUGAAAUGCUGCAUGCUAUAAUAAUGAAAUUUCCAAAAGUAACUCUUGAUAAACAUUCUGAGACACUAUUUCUGCAUUUGGUAGUUCGCUUGGCAAAUGAUCAGGACAGCAAAGUCCCCCUCAAUGGCUGCUGCUGCAAUCAAGUGUCUUAUUACGCAUGUGAGCCUGCAUUCACUUCACAUCAUUAUGGAAUAUAGUCUGUCUUGGUAUCAGGGUGAAAAAUAGAAACUCGGGGGUGCUGCAGCACAGGUUUUAGGUUUACUGGUCGAAGUAAUGAGUAAGGGUAUCGAAAAACACUUGACUAGUGUAUUGCAAGCUAUGAGAAGGAUUUUACAGUUUGCUGUCAUUGCUCUUACAUCUGAACAAGAUCUCUAUGAUGAAGCCGUGAUUCCUUGGUGGAAGGAGGCAAGUUGUUCAUUUAUUAUGUUCAAGUAGAUCCUAGAUCAACUCAAAUUUUGUUAACUUGUGCUUUGACAGAGAUCUUGAGGUACUGAUCUGUUGCUUUUAUCAGUGAUUGCAUAUUA